AAGGUUUUAAACCCCUGUUGCUGUUUAAGUUAUUCAAACAUUGUGUUCUCUGUCAGUUUCGUUCUCACAACUCAAGUGGUUCGGUUAGUAAACUGUGAAUUAAAGUCUUAUAAUCCUUAAAGUCUUACUAUUCUUAAGUGUAAAAUCUGCUCGAUGGGACCCAAAGACAGCGAUUGGGUGGACGUGGCAAACAAUGUUUUGUUGAAAUGUCACAUUAACCUGAGGCUGGAAAGGAUGUCGGAGUGUGAUGCAAAUGUGUUUGUGGCUUUGUAUGAGGCGAUCCUGGGAGAGAAAGUACCAGAUUAUGUACCUGUUGAGCGUCAGGAAGAUGACAUCCACAAUGUGCAGUCUGUUAUUGAUUCACUGGCCUUAGACUACCUUCAGAUUAGUUUAUCUCACAUCACAGGUGAGAAUAUAGUUAGAGGAGAAAAGGAAUCUAUCAGAAACCUGUUGGAGAUUUUUGAUGGUCUUUUGGACUACCUUGUAGAACAGCAGAGUGACGAGGAUCCCCAACAUAAAGGGCUCGAUGGAAAGACCAGUGUUGCCAAUGCAACAUUUCAGCCUCAAAAGCAAGACACGAACGAGACGCAGACCAUUCAACUUAUCAAUAGAGAAAGUUCAUUGUCUUGGCAGAGGAAUAGAGAGGCAGAGCAAGAACUACAUAAGAUGUCGGAGAAACUAUCACGUCGUUUGGAGGAACUUGACCUGAUGUUGAAGCGUGCUCUAAGUGAAACUGGGCAGACGUGUGAACCAGGGAAGGAAGAGUGUCAUCAUAGCGACAGCAUCAUGGACUGUGUCAUAAGUUCAUGUCAUUCCAGAGCUCAUGAAAACUCAUUGCCUCCCUUCCUUUCACCUGUACAGCACUCUAUUCAGCAAGAUGCUCUGACCAGAGACUCCUACAAUACCAGUCACAGCCAACUACAGCACAGAAGCAGCCAGGAGCAAGCAGAAAUUACCACUGAGAGACUCGGUGCUCAGAAAACAGAGAUUGAAUACCACCAAGCUUUGUGUAGAGAAGCUCCUUCUGUUCACCGAUACUACACCAAGUCAUCUUGUUCUCGAUCUUCUGGAACUAAAUUACAACAGACAGCCAGAGGAGAUACAUAUUCCAUGAGAGUGAAAGACUACAAUCUUCUUCCCAUUCUGCUGGAGGAGCUACCACAAUUGCAGCUCUCUCCUCAUACUGUGUCCAGUUUAUGGAAACAACAGCUCCGACAGAUUGACCAGCUCAGCUCCACCCAAAACCAAAAUAGACAGACUCAGUCUAAACUUCUAAAACAACUAGAAGAAGCUCGUAAAAGACAUGGCAUGUUGGUGCAGAUAAUCCAGAAAGAAAAAGAACACAACCGUCGCCUGAGAGAGUUCAGGCAGCGGAUCCAACAGCAGAAGUUGGCUCAAAAUAAGCUUAAAGAACAGAGGCGACAGGUUGCUUGUGCUAAAAAAUAUUACAGCAUCUUUCAUGCUCAGCUACGUGCUAGACUGAUGCAAACAAAGACACAAGAAGACCAAAAGCUCAAGCAGAUUUUUAAAGGAGGAUUGGAACUGCAGAAAGCUCAUUUGAGGGAGCAGCAUGCAUAUACUAAAGAACUGCAUCAGGAGAAUUACCGCAAAUACAAAGAUGAGAUUGAGGCCAUGGAGAACUACUACAGAGACCAGAAAAAACUAUACUCUUCAUGUGCUAUUGAUUAACAGUAUGAAAUGAUAGAAAUAUAAUUUUUUUCUGCUCACUUUGAAUUAUGAUCAUUCUUAAUGCAUAGCCUAUUAAUAGACUGACUGAUUCAGUGAAAUUACACACUGUAGUGUAGAGUUUUAUUUGGUAUUUGCAAUAUACUCUUAAUUUCAUGUUGUCUCUCAAGUUUAGUAUUUGCGCUAAAUAUGCACAGAUUUGGCUUGCAUGAACUUCAAUAAGUGAACAUCAUUUACAAAAAGUAGCCCACCACAUUGGUUAGUGAUUUGUUAGUGUUACCUGCCACAGGUGAUUUUUACCUGCAUUUGGAGGGUGUUCAUUUCAAACCCUGUUCUUCAGUAUUUUCACCAGCUUUCACAUUCCUAAAUGGCUUACACACCUCCAUUUCUGACUCCUCUUGUCAGUCUGGAUUUGGCCUUCUAAUUGUCCUUGAAUCAGACCAAUUUUUAAUUAUUGAAUCUUAAUGAUCUCUGUAAUACAUUUUUGUUGGUUUUGUUCUGUUUACCCUGGAGGCUGCUGUGAUUUCAUGCUCUGUUUAUAGCCACACCUUUUAAGGAAUACCCUUCUGUGACUUAUGGGGGGAACAUGGGGGAUAUGGAACAAUAUGUAUGAGUAAUUUGAAAUGUAUUUGAAAAAAAUGGCAAUGCAAUAUGUAAAAUGCCAGUGUUUUUCUGUAUUUAAAAUUAUUUUUUUCCAUUUCCAUUUCCUACACUAGAUUUCAUAUGCAUAGUAAAAAAAAAAGUUGCAAAAUUUAAAUGAAAAUGUUUUUUCCAAAUUGAUUAGAUUAGCGUGUAAAAGCAAAACUAUAGAGAAAUUAUAAUUUAAAUGUUAAAAAAUGUUUAAAACUCGAACCAAGUCCAAGUCAAGUUUGAGUCCGAGUACAAUAAAAGUCUUAUGUAUUGGUAACUUAACAUUGUUUUAUCCUUUACAACUAGAAAAACGCAAUGUCCAUUUAAACGCAUUGUCCAUUGUUACAAAAGCAAUCAUAUAUUGCAUCUUGCCAUUUUGAUUUUUGCUUGGCAAACUUAGUCAUUUAAGAGAAGUUAUGACUGAAUUGAUUUAUGUAUUGUGACACAUUUCAGAGUGAAAAUUCAUUUGUUGUUAAAGUAUGUAAAUGGAUCGCUUUAUUUUACAGUCUUAUUUCCAUAUACUUACUAUGUAAGUACAUGUGUAUUUAUCUAUUAGUUAAUGUACAGAAUAAGCUAUGCGGUACUCAAGUUGGGGGUAUAAACAUGGACCCUGGUACAUAGUGAGAAUAUGGAAAUAGGACUGUAAAAUAAAGUAUACUAUUUUACAUAGAAAUUACCAACACUUCCCCUAUGAGGAUGUGCCUGCUUGUACCCAUUUGUCCAUGAGUACUACAUAUUUACAAUGUAUGUUAAGAAUGCACCAAAAUUUCGAAAGAGAAAAACAGCCGAAAAUACGGGACAAAAAUGUUAUAUAUAUUAUAUGGCACGCCCGCCCUGUCAUUCUGUGCUUUGACGCUCCGCUCAGUAUCCACUCAAAUACGCGCCAACAGUAAUUUUCUAUGUAGUAUACUUGUUCCUGUUAGCAGUAGCGCUACUGUGCUGUAACAUGCUGUAGUAAAGCUGACUCUACCCUCUUGUGACAGUUGUUUUCUGUUGUAUGGAAAUGAAUAAAAAUGAGCAAAUACAUUUAUUACAGUAUUUAAUAAUCUGUCUUAAUGUUAAUGAUAAUACUGUUGUUCAUGUUUAUUCUGAGUGCACUGACAAGCACAAUUAUUGAUUUUAAUACUGCUUUAGUAAAUGUUGCAAUUAACAAUAACCAAUAUUAAUAAAUGAAUGAAUAAACUAUUGUUCAUUAUUAAUGUUAUCAGUAGUAACAAUAGUAGUUAAAUUUUGUUACUUUCAGUACCAAUAAAAUUUAGUUAAUUAAAAAGUCUUACAAAUGAAUAAUAAAUAAUUUUAUUUAUUUUUAGUUUUGGUUUUCCGCCAAUUGCAUCCAGAAUUUUUGGUUUCGGCACAGAAUUUUCAUUUCGGUGCAUUCCUAAUGUAUACAUAUUAGUAACUACAGUAAAAUGUUUAAUUAGUUACCAUGUAUGGAUACUAUCUGUAAGUGACCAUUCUUACCCACACUUGUCUCUUAGUAUGAACUAAUUACUAUGCAUGAAUGACGGUUAUGUUUCUUAUGGUACCAUGUACAUACACUUCAGGUAAGUACCUUGUGUUACCACUCAUUUGCCAGUAGAUAGAAUGAAUGUAUGUACCAGGGUAGAAUACAUACUGUAAAAUAGAGUGCUACUACUCUUGCUAUAGUUUUUGCUGCUGGCGCAAUGUUCUUUUGUUUAUGCUUUCAAAAGAGGACACAACUAUAAAUAAGGUAAUAAAUAAUAAUAAUAAUAAAUAAGGUUUGUUCUCUUUAUCUGAUUGUGCUCUGCUGGUGUAAAUUCCUACUUUUUUGCUGUUGAAUUUUUCAUUAUCCAAUUUGUCUCGUGCUUACACAGUUGUAGUAAUCACCAAGUCAAGUGACACGUAAAAAUCAAAUAUAUUAAUAUUCAUCAUCUACCCCUAGGACAAUCCCAAUAUUUGCAUCAGUGUCAAUAGUACCUUCGCACAUACGCCAGCCACCCAUGCUGUUUGCUCUGCUGCACCCCAUGAAAGACGUUUGCUUUUGCUUGUUGCUAAUGAAAGACUGGAUGGUCUCUUUGGUCUUUGAGACUGAGAAUUCAAAAUCCAUGUUCCCCUAAAAACAAGUUAAAAUAUGGACUAAUUUGAUUACACCACAUAUUUUCAGAUUGUCUGACUGUCUGAGUUGAGCUCUGGCCCAGAGAACACAACUGCAUUGCUGCAUUCUCCUAGAGUAAGCUUUUAUUCGAGCUGCAUUUCAUACAGUGGUUUUCUGAAGUACUCUUAAGUCCAUAUGGCUAUAUUUAACAACAUAGCAUGACAGUUCCUUAUCCAGUUCCAUCAGAGGACUCAAAAGUCAUGCAAUUCAGGUGAUAUUAUGUAUGGUACAAUAUUAUGUAUGGUACUUGGUGAAAGACCAUUUUGCAUUGUGAAAUGUGAUUUUCAGCUUUGUUUGCAAUGACUGAUUCUCCUUUUAUAUCCAAGCAUAAUACCUUGACCUAUUUCCAAUUCUUACUGGAAAACAGUUUAACAUGGAUAUUCUCUAACCUAUUUUUUUUUUUUUUUUUUUUUUUGCCUCUGUCCUAACUUUGGAAUGUGUUACAACAGUCAAAAACAAAAGUUGUUCGUAUUUACAAAAUACAUUUACAUUGGUCAAUGUAAAUUUGGAAUAUUUUUAUUUUUUUGUACUUUUGUCAAUUAAAUAA
This is a messenger RNA of Puntigrus tetrazona (Sumatra barb), 4979 nucleotides long. Its product is annotated as centrosomal protein of 95 kDa-like. Gene Ontology annotation, cellular component: spindle pole; centrosome. The transcript is spliced from 15 exons. Lineage: Eukaryota; Metazoa; Chordata; Actinopteri; Cypriniformes; Cyprinidae. The record is from RefSeq and is a predicted model, not a curated record. Bases 154 to 1689 code for a protein of 511 amino acids.